Strongylus vulgaris is the source of this 804-nucleotide messenger RNA. NCBI's taxonomy places the organism in Eukaryota, Metazoa, Nematoda, Chromadorea, Rhabditida, Strongylidae. The record is from the annotation of a GenBank genome assembly.
AUGUCUCCUGGUGCUAUAUCAGGAAUAAGUCCGACGCUUGCUUUUGAUCAUCGCUCUAGCAGUCUUCCGCGGCAUUUUACUCGUGGAGGAUUUAGUGCUUCUAGUCAUGCGUCACCACAUCAAGUCUUCUCCGUUCGGGGACCCAUUUCGUCAGGACCAGCGCUUGGAUUUGCUCCACCACCAGGGCAAUUUAUUGGUCCUCUUGCGGACGAUGAAACCCCAGUUCAGCCUGCUCUUGUACCAGACGAAAUUACUGGCGAUCCAAAUCUAGAGGACAGUGUCCGAUGUACUCGAAGUGUUAGUGCUGCUUCACUUUGCAGCGAAUUGCCGAAUACGUCGAUCGGAUGGCAAAGUAACUUAGACACUGCUGCGAAUAGCAACCGAAUGUCUCCAGUUUCUCCGUCUGAUCUCCCUGACUCGCCUACGCAGUGCGCAAAGAUAAUGGAUUUAAAAGGCGACACUUCUACUCCACUGAGCGUCAAAAUUCGUGGUGGUUCGGGCGUUACAUCUAGUGAACCAAAGUCAGGCUUGACAGCGAGCGACACAACCACUGCUAUAGUAGACGACCAGCCAACGCCCACCUUUCCUGCAUUUGUACUUCCCACAGCAAUGCCAUCUGGUAUAUCUGCUACCGUGGAAAAGCCGAAUCCUGAUAAUCGGUAUCAAGAUUCUGCUGAUGAUUUGUAUGCAACUGUCAGUUCCAACUGUGCUGAUGGCGCUGACACAGAUCUGCUAGCAAGAUCAAUUGAAGCUGAAUUACCUCAACCAUCUCCUCGAGUUGGUACUCCUAAGCAGCAGAGGUAA